Molecule: messenger RNA, 764 nt
Organism: Spodoptera frugiperda (fall armyworm)
Lineage: Eukaryota; Metazoa; Arthropoda; Insecta; Lepidoptera; Noctuidae
Product: spore coat assembly protein ExsA-like
Exons: 2
Coding region: 1-741 (246 amino acids)
Source: RefSeq, a predicted model, not a curated record
AUGAAGUCCAUUUUAAUUAUAUCGACUGUGAUUUUACAUAAUCAGCUAGCAACAUCACAAGUUUUCCGCCCACAAUACACAAGGCCAAUCGCAGAUCUAGAAAAUGGAAAACUCAUUAAUUUACCGCCCAACGUGAUUGAUCCGCCCAGCACGAACAUUAUCCCUCUUCCUAAGAUCAUUCCGGCCCCUAGAACCACUCUCAUCACAGACUGCUCACCCUCUAUCUGUGAGAACUUAGCCAACACAAUACAAUUGAUGAUAGUUUGCAACCUAUUGCAAAAUAAAUACAGUUCAGAUUGCAAUAACAAACUAACUUUGCCUGUGUUAAACGAUUUAGCGUCGCCUGCUCUCAAUAAUCUAAUUAUGCCAAAAAUAGUGAAUAGUAAUAUUGCUCAGUCCAAUAUUGUUGGUAAUUAUGUUCCGUCUAACUUUUAUCCUUCUGUGCCUAGUUUGAAUCCGCAUAAUAUGAUUUUGCCUAACGUUAUUCCGCCAAACGUAAUUCCAUCAAACAUGAUUCCGUCAAACGUAAUUCCGCCAAAUAUGAUUACGCCAAAUAUGAUUACGCCAAACAUGAUUACGCCAAAUAUGAUUACGCCAAACAUGAUUACGCCAGGUGUCAUUCCGCCGCCUGUAAUACCUACGGCCGUUUCUCCAGCGUGUCCCAAUGCUCAAUUAGGUACGGCUAAUGUUAAUGCUCUACUCAAUACGUUAAUGGGUAUGCUAGGUAAUAUAAGAGGUUAGUUUAAGAAAUAAUUUAUGUUUUG